GAAAAAACGAUUGUGUAUUCAAGCUACUUCCGUUCCAUGUGAACGAACCUUUUCUAAAGCUGACCUAGUGUUGAAUGAAAAACGAUUAUCCUUAAAAAGUUCUAGAAGCUACAUGCAAGAAUUUCCAUUGUUUUAAGCUGUGCAGGCAGAAUUGCGGGCGGAAUAACUGUAAAUUUUUCCAUUUAAGUUCCAAUGACUUAAUGGACCUAAUUAUGCAGGCCAGGCCUUUUAAUCGAAUUUUACAAGGAGAAGUGGAUCGAGUAGCACAUAUUUACACGGCCAAUGACACCACGGGGAAAUACUGUGCCGCAAUUUUGUGGGGAGGAGAAUGCAAAAGCGAUUUCUGCAAGAGGUGCGCACCACAACCAAAUUCUUAUGAUGCUGCUUAUAGGGCAGAAUCUGUUUUAUUGGAAAAAUCUGACUUAGAAUCAACCGACAUAGAAGCGAUCAACAACCCCACACAGGUAUUAGAUAUAAAAAGACGAAAAAAUAAACGUGUAAUUCCAAAUUGUACCAGUGCUAGAGAUGAAAGUGAGCUAUCUUCUAGUGAAGAUGAGAGUGCCGUUAUUGGUCUUAAUCUACCCCCUGCACCUGAUACAACACUAAUAACUAUUAACGAAACUGUAUCAACUGAAGAUCCAGCGAAUUAUAUUCCCGUAUACGUGAAUAAUAAUGAGCCUGAAACGGAUUUAGGUAAUAAUGGCAUUUACAAAGAAACACCCUCCGAAACACGCAUUGAAACAAACUCAAUUGAUAUAACUGACAUCAAUGAUGUUCCAUUGUCGUUAGCCACUGAAAGACAAGUUAAUGAUAUAAAAGAAUUAAUUAUUGUACAAAAUACCAAAAUAGAAAAUCUUAUAGCACUGGUAAAUGAUAUGUCUAAAUCUAAACAAUUUAAACAACUUAAACGGGGUAAUGAGAAAAAUACUGAUGCUAAUGUGACAACAGCAACGAGAUGGAAUUUUCCAAUGCAGACCAUUGAUGAUAUUAAGAAGCUUGACGAAAGUUUGAAAAGUGGAGAUGAUGAUAGUGUGAAAGAAUUUAAAUGUUUUAUUCUUCAACUUGGGGGAACUACUUUAAAAACAACAAUUAAAUUUAUAAUCAAAGAACUAUAUUCUAUAGAAUUACAACAAAAUCUAAAUUACUCUGGACGGGAGAAUAAGUUUUCUACAAAAGAUUUAGUUCAAACAAAAUUAAUCCUUGAAGCAGUGCAACACAAUACACGUAGAACUCAGGUUGAGGCUAUCAACGAAUACAUGUAUCACAUGCAGCAUGUAACUGAUCGGGUUCGAGCUAUGAUGAAGAAAAAUAAUAAAUAAAAAAAAUA
Photinus pyralis (common eastern firefly) is the source of this 1327-nucleotide messenger RNA. RefSeq lists its product as uncharacterized. The record is from RefSeq and is a predicted model, not a curated record. The transcript is spliced from 5 exons. Lineage: Eukaryota; Metazoa; Arthropoda; Insecta; Coleoptera; Lampyridae. Bases 201 to 1319 code for a protein of 372 amino acids.